This is a messenger RNA of Staurois parvus, 277 nucleotides long. The record is from the annotation of a GenBank genome assembly. Lineage: Eukaryota; Metazoa; Chordata; Amphibia; Anura; Ranidae.
CCCGGACCCUGCAUUCACUAUAUCCGCUCUCCCUGGACCCUGCAUUCACUAUAUCCGCUCUCCCCGGACCCUGCAUUCACUAUACCUGGUAGCCCCUCCCCCUGCAUUCACUAUAUCUGGUCUCCCACAGUACACACAACAUGGAAAUGCAAUUAUUUUAGUAAAUAUAAAUUGCUAAAUACCUUUUCUCAUCAGCAGUUAUAGCAGUCUUGUGACUUCUAUCAUUGUCCAGUUGAGCACUGGUUAAAGCUUGUAGGAGAAGUUUUUAUUCUCCUCU